Messenger RNA from Penicillium cosmopolitanum, 276 nucleotides. RefSeq names its product F1F0 ATP synthase subunit i. The transcript has 4 exons. The record is from RefSeq and is a predicted model, not a curated record. Gene Ontology annotation, molecular function: proton transmembrane transporter activity. NCBI's taxonomy places the organism in Eukaryota, Fungi, Ascomycota, Eurotiomycetes, Eurotiales, Aspergillaceae. The coding region runs from base 1 to 276 and encodes 91 amino acids. Gene Ontology annotation, biological process: proton motive force-driven ATP synthesis.
AUGUCUCUCCUUGGAAAGAAGUUCCCCGGUCUCCUGGGCAAGCCCAUGACUCCCUUCUUCGCCGCCGGUACGCUACCCAUCUAUUAUUCGUCCAUGCCGCCAUGUCCCGGAUCUGAAUAUGGACUCAACAUUCGAUCUCUGGUCUUGGCCGAUGAACCCGCCCGUGCCAUCGUCCUUUACGGCGUCAACUCUCUGCAGAACGUUCUCUCCAACACUGCCGAGUUCAAGAACGACCCUCGCAACCCCAACGCCAAGUCUGGUAACGCCGGCCACUAA